Molecule: messenger RNA, 1689 nt
Organism: Darwinula stevensoni
Lineage: Eukaryota; Metazoa; Arthropoda; Ostracoda; Podocopida; Darwinulidae
Source: the annotation of a GenBank genome assembly
AUGCACGUCGUUCCUGAUCGGCCCCGUGCCUCUUCGGAGAACCCGGUCGACGUGGCUCGAGGCCGUGCGGAGGAUUUCGUGGCGGAAACCGACAUCCCCCGAGUUGCGAGGCGGCACCGUGACUUCAUCGGUGGCACACCUCCCCGCUCGACCCGACCGCUGCCGACUUCCACCGAUGGGGAUGCGCGAAGGACAAGCCCGCCAGCCACCCCGACUCAGCCGGAGACGAGAGGAUACCUCCACACUGCUCCUCCACACUGCUCCUCCACACUACUCCUCCACACUACUCCUUCCCCCUUCGCGAGGAUCCUUUUUGGCGGUGCGACUGCGAAUGUGUCGGUCGUGAUGUUCCUCCUGAUUCCCGUUCUCCUGCUGCCGGUGCUGGCAGGGGCCCAGCAGAACCAUGCACUUCUGGAAAAUCUCCUGAAAAACUACGACCGGGACACCCCGCCCAAAGUUCCGAUGAACGUGGACAUCGGCGUGCAUCUCAUCAGCAUCCCGGAAGUGGAUUACGAGGAUCAAAAAGCCCGGCUUGAGGUGUUCUACCGUGCCUACUGGAACGACAGCCGGCUCCGGAUAUCCGGCCCCCAGGAGAUCAAGACCACGGACCAGGACAUGAUCGACGGGAUCUGGAAGCCCGACCUCUUCUUCGUGAACGCACUGGAGACGAAAGUCCACAAGUACCCGUCGAACCAGGAGGCCAUCUCCGUCAGUGCCGGCGGGAACGUGGUCUACUCGCGAAGGCUGUCGGUGACGGUGGAAUGCGAGCGAGAGGACGCGACCUAUUACCCGUUUGACAGCCUCAAGUGUUGGCUCGACACCGAACCCUUUUCCAGCACCCGGGAGAACCUGCGACUGAAUUACCGGAAGGCCGACUACAGCGGAGAGGUGAAAGGGCAGGAGUCCUACGUCAAGGAGGUCGGGGGACAGGUCGCGGAGAUCCAAGUGCCGUCGGGGGAGAGGUAUUCGAGGGUGUCGGUGAUCGUCGAUAUCGGGAGAUACCCGGGUCGGUACAUCGUGAAGGCCGUCGUGCCGUGCUACGCCGCUGUUCUCAUCGCCUAUACCACGUUCUGGCUCAACAAGGGCGCGAUGGUGGAGAGGAUGCUGGGCUGCGUCCUCAUGAUGAUCGAGGUCUUUACCACUGCCGGUCAUGCUCACCACGACAUGGACAAAAUGGCUGUGACCACCGCAAUGGACUGGAAAGUCUACAUCUCCUUUGCCUUCGUCCUGGCUGCCUAUUUGGAGUCCCUCGUCAUCUGUAUCCUCGAGAGGCGCAACAAGGGGGCGGGCCCGGAGACGCCUCAGCUGGAUGUCAUCUCCAGGAUCGCCUUCCCCAUCGCCUACCUCCUCUUCGUCGUCAUCUUCUGGAUCGCCUGCCUCGCUUAGAGAUGGAUGUUAGUGGGGUUGCAGUGUAGGUGGAUGGGGUUGCAGUGUAGGUGGGUGGGGUUGCAGUGUAGGUGGAUGAGGUCGCGUGAAGGACUUCCUAUUUCUAGGCCGAUUAUUUCUCUUGCCCCUUUGAUGUCUCGUGACUGUGGCGCUCGGUUCAAGAAUGUCUGGGUGGGGGAGGCUUUGGGAGGGUGCCAGAGGCCGUGCCAGCUCCUUUCUCUUUUGUGUGUUCGGUGCCGGAUUUUCUUCUCUUGCGUGAUGAGCGACGUGAAUGUGAUUUUUGUCGAUGAAUAAAAGAACGGC